AAUCCAGAGCCGUCUCCACACACACACACGCACAUAGAGACUCACACACAGUGAAUUUCAGUUUCAGUUCCGGGAUAGAUUUUACAUACAUGGAAAGUUUGAAUGUAUUAUCAUCGUCUUCAACUGCCAAACCCGGAUUAUCUUCUCAACAAAUUCUCAAAAAAUCGACAUUCUUCAGGCCUAUACAACAGACCCUAAUGCCCCGUCAAACUCCCAAUAGGAAAAUCUCCAUUCCCAUUCUGAAGGCCCAGCAGUCUGAAUUGAAAGAUGGAUCAGCCACGGUAUCGGAAUCUAGAAUUUCUGAAGGAGAUGCACUCAAAGUUAAAGAGUGGGAAGUGGGGAUGUUCCAAAAUGAAGUAGCUGCAAGCCAAGGGAUAAGGAUUAGGAGACGGCCUCCAAGUGGACCUCCUCAGCAUUAUGUGGGUCCUUUCGAGUUUCGCUUGCAGAAUGAGGGUAACACCCCGCGAAAUAUUCUCGAAGAAAUUGUAUGGCAGAAGGACGUGGAAGUAUCAAAGAUGAAGGAGAGAAAACCACUUUUUACAUUGAAGAAAGCACUUGACAAUGCUCCACCUGUUCGCGAUUUUAUUGGAGCUCUUAAGGCAGCGAAUUCUCAAACUGGAUUACCUGGUCUGAUUGCUGAAGUGAAAAAGGCCUCUCCAAGUAGAGGAGUUCUUAGAGAAGAUUUUGAUCCCGUUGAGAUUGCUAAAGGUUAUGAAAAAGGUGGGGCAGCAUGCCUAAGUGUAUUGACUGAUCAGAAGUAUUUCCAGGGAAGCUUUGAAAAUUUAGAGGCCAUAAGGAAUUCUGGAGUAAAGUGCCCUCUACUAUGUAAAGAAUUCAUAAUAGAAGCUUGGCAAAUCUACUAUGCUCGAACUAAAGGCGCAGAUGCAGUUCUAUUAAUUGCAGGUGUUUUACCUGAUCUUGACAUCAAAUAUAUGACCAAGAUCUGCAAAUUGCUUGGGUUGGCAGCACUGGUUGAGGUACAUGAUGAGAAAGAGAUGGAUCGUGUCCUCCAAAUAGAUGGGAUUGAACUUGUUGGCAUCAAUAAUCGAGACCUUGAAACAUUUGAGGUUGAUAUUAGCAACACUAAAAAGCUUCUCGAAGGUGAUCAUGGUGAAAGGAUCCGUCAGAAAGGGAUAACAGUUGUUGGGGAAUCUGGACUCUUCACUCCGGAUGAUAUUUCCUAUGUACAAGAAGCUGGUGUUAAAGCUGUGCUGGUUGGAGAGUCGAUUGUUAAACAGAAAGACCCUGCCAAGGGAAUAACUGAACUCUUUGGUAAAGAUAUCUCUUUAUGAUUCUGGAAAGUAGCUUGCCUUUGAAUCAAACACUCCGCUCAUUUCUGUUUGGAUCACAGUUUUGUAUUCAGAGUUACUACUUAUGCAUAAUCUGUUAUGAUGUGCUGAAUGGGUAUUAUUUAGUCUAUAUAUUAUGUACUUAAUGAACUGUCGGAAUCGAUGAAAUUGCUAUGAACUUGAUUAAGGAAAAGGUAGCCUUGUGAAUUUUGUUGACUCCAUAACGAUCCUCAGUUUUAUCCUUUCUGCAUCUCUGUUUGAAAUAUUUUCCUGUUCGAUGGAAUUUAAGAUUAAAACUGAUGAUGUAAGGUUUUGAAACCAAUAUUUCAGUUGUUUGAAUAGUACCAAGGAUUCUUUUUAUUAUC
Olea europaea var. sylvestris is the source of this 1654-nucleotide messenger RNA. RefSeq names its product indole-3-glycerol phosphate synthase, chloroplastic-like. Gene Ontology annotation, biological process: L-tryptophan biosynthetic process. Gene Ontology annotation, molecular function: phosphoribosylanthranilate isomerase activity; indole-3-glycerol-phosphate synthase activity. Bases 90 to 1292 code for a protein of 400 amino acids. The record is from RefSeq and is a predicted model, not a curated record. The transcript is spliced from 11 exons. Lineage: Eukaryota; Viridiplantae; Streptophyta; Magnoliopsida; Lamiales; Oleaceae.